CACAACUGAUAAGAUUAUAGCAUGUUGACAAAGUGAAUGGCAUGAAAUUGCGCCAAACAAAACGAUAGACUAUCGCUGACCUGCACGACAUGAGAGAUCUUCUCUUCUACAUCAACUCUCUUGAAAACUGAAGUGAACAUUCUAGAAAGGAGAUAUGAAAGCGAUUCUUUUAGCACUAAUUGUGUUGGUUGUGUUGUUCAUCACUCCGGCUACUUCUGAAUGGAACCAAGAAGCCAGAGACUACAUCGUGGAAAUUCAUAACGACAGAAGGAGAGGAGAAAAUGGAUGUUUCAUGUACAAAAUGGAAUACGACAUGGAGUUAGAGAGGAGAGCCAGAAAUUGGGCUGAAAAAUGUAUUUUUAAACACGAGUAUGCUGGUGACAUAGGAGAAAAUUUGGCAUUUAAUACCAGUAAAAAUCCUGAAAAAGUAAUGAUAGAGAACUCUUGUUAUAACUGGUUUAUCGAAAAAGAAAAAUACAGUUAUGAAAAUCAGAAGGAUUGUAGUUCGACUGGGGCUUGUCACUACCUUCAGAUGGUAUGGGGAAAAACAAAUAAAAUAGGCUGUUACAGUAUCAGGUGUAAUACACUUCAAGCUUUACGAAAAAUUGUAGUUAACGGCUGGAAUUUGGUCUGUUACUACUCUCCCAGAGGAAACUGGAAACGAGAGAAACCUUACGCCAAGGGAUGCUCGAGGAAAUGCAAUGAAGGAGAAACAGAAGAUGAAGGGCUUUGUAUAGGCGCCGGCCAAGGGGGUGCUUAUAUAGUUAGUCACGAAACAGGUUUAGCUACAGGUUCCGAGAGCAUGAUCAAGCAAAACAGUCUUUUCCUAAGUUCUGGAGAAACAUUUCAACAUGAUAAUUUAGCUACAGGCUCUCAAAAAACAUUUAACCAAAUAGACUUGGUUGCAGGUUCUCCAGAAACAUUUCCACAAGGAGGUUCAGCUACAGAUUAUAAUGAGAUAGUCGGCCAAGGAAGUAUUCGUACAAGCUCUAGUAAAACAUACAACCAUGAAGGUUUAGUUACAAGUUCAGGCGAAACAUACAUCCCUGGAGGUUCAGCGACAAGUUUAGGCGAAACAUACAAUUAUGAAGGUUCAGCUACAAGCUCAGGCGAAACAUACAACCCUAGAGGUUCAGCUACAAGUUCAAGCGAAACAUACAACUAUGAAGGUUCAGCUACAAGCUCAGGCGAAACAUACAACCCUAGAGGUUCAGCUACAAGUUCAGGCAAAACAUACAACUAUGAAGGUUCAGCUACAAGCUCAGGCGAAACAUACAACCCUAGAGGUUCAGCUACAAGUUCAGGCGAAACAUACAACCCUAGAGGUUCAGCUACAAGUUCAGGCGAAACAUACAACUAUGAAGGUUCAGCUACAAGCUCAGGCGAAACAUACAACCCUAGAGGUUCAGCUACAAGUUCAGGCGAAACAUACAACUAUGAAGGUUCAGCUACAAGCUCAGGCGAAACAUACAACCCUAGAGGUUCAGCUACAAGUUCAGGCGAAACAUACAACUAUGAAGGUUCAGCUACAAGUGCAGGCGAAACAUACAACCAUGAAGGUUCAGCUACAGGAUCAGGUCAAACAAACAACCGUGUAGUUUCAGCUACAAGAUCAGGUCAAACAAACAACCGUGGAUUUUCAGCUACAGGCUCAGGCCAAACAAACAGCCGUGGGUUUUCAGCUACAGGAUCAGGUCAAACAAGCAACCGUGGAUUUUUAGCUACAAGUUCAGGUCAAACAAGCAACCGUGGAUUUUCAGCUACAGGUUCAGGCCAAACAAACAAUCGUGGAUUUUCAGCUACAAGAUCAGGUCAAACAAACAGCCGUGUAGUUUCAGCUACAAGAUCAGGUCAAACAAACAGCCGUGUAGUUUCAGCUACAAGUUCAGGCCAAACAAACAACCGUGGAGUUUCAACUACAAGAUCAGGUCAAACAAACAGCCGUGUAGUUUCAGCUACAAGAUCAGGUCAAACAAGCAACCGUGGAGUUUCCGCUACACGUUCAGGCCAAACAAACAACCUUGGAGUUUCAACUACAGGAUCAGGUCAAACAAACAACCGUGUAGUUUCAGCUACAAGAUCAGGUCAAACAAACAACCGUGUAGUUUCAGCUACAAGAUCAGGUCAAACAAACAACCGUGGAUUUUCAGCUACAAGAUCAGGUCAAACAAACAACCGUGGAUUUUCAGCUACAAGAUCAGGUCAAACAAACAACCGUGUAGUUUCAGCUACAAGAUCAGGUCAAACAAACAACCGUGUAGUUUCAGCUACAAGAUCAGGUCAAACAAACAACCGUGGAUUUUCAGCUACAAGAUCAGGUCAAACAAACAACCGUGGAUUUUCAGCUACAAGAUCAGGUCAAACAAACAACCGUGUAGUUUCAGCUACAAGAUCAGGUCAAACAAACAACCGUGGAUUUUCAGCUACAAGAUCAGGUCAAACAAACAACCGUGUAGUUUCAGCUACAAGAUCAGGUCAAACAAACAACCGUGUAGUUUCAGCUACAAGAUCAGGUCAAACAAACAACCGUGGAUUUUCAGCUACAAGAUCAGGUCAAACAAACAACCGUGUAUUUUCAGCUACAGCAUCAGGCGAAACAUUCAAACAAGGAGGUGCUCAAGGAAGUGUUGAUCAAGAAACAGUCAUACAAAGUGAUUACGCCAGAGUUAAUCAAGCUGGUGGAGACUGUGUCGACAAAAAUGAAAACUGUGUCCUAUGGGCCCAAGCUGGUCGAUGUAAAGAAGAUCACCAGUACCUGAAAGAAAAUUGCAAAAUGUCCUGUAACUAUUGCGGAGAUGCUGCUGCAGGUCAAAGAACUCAAAGCACCAUAAGCUGCGAGCAAACCGAUGAAUAUUGUGAAAAAUGGGCCAUAGCCAGACUGCAACGCAAAGACACCUGUCUCUAAAAAAAUAUAUAAAUAUCAAACAUAUAAAGCAGAAAUAAAAUAUCAUGAUACAUAAUUAAGUUAUGGUUAUUUAGUACGAUAUUGUCAGAAUAAAAACAAAUAACUUAUUUCCGGAAUAAAUGAAAA
Molecule: messenger RNA, 3031 nt
Organism: Biomphalaria glabrata
Lineage: Eukaryota; Metazoa; Mollusca; Gastropoda; Planorbidae
Product: hornerin-like
Exons: 5
Coding region: 155-2905 (916 amino acids)
Source: RefSeq, a predicted model, not a curated record